AGUUGAACAAAUUAGGUUCCGAAAAAAGAAGGAGAAAAUUUUAUAAUAAAAAUGGACUUUAAUCAAGAUCUAGAUCCAGUGCCGCCUAAUAAUUUUGAAGCAGGUACUUCGGACAGCACGGUUUAUAUAAUUUUAGGAAUUAUUUUCCUCUUAGUUAUCAUUUGGAUUAUGAAAGUAUGCUGCAAAGGUGUGAAUUUUAUUGACUUUUGUUGGUUUUUUAAGAAUUGCUGUACAAGAUCUGAAGAAAAAGAAGUGCCUGAAAAUCAAAAUGAAGUGAUUUUUAUUCAAGAUAAUGAUAAAGAUUUGAUGAGUUCAAUUCCAGUUGGAAAUUUAAAUAAUGAAGUUAUAGUUUUGGAUUGUGGAGAUCAAGUUCUGACUGAUGAAAACAUUCAGCAAAUUUUGAGUCGAAAUGGAACUUCAAAGAGCAAUAAAUCGAGCAGGAAAAAUUAAAGCUUAAUGGCAAGAAUUAAAUUAUAAACUAUAAAUUCAAACCUGGAUGUUUAAUGAUGUUUUAAAGAUGGAUUGGACUUAAUUUUAUAGUUGAAUGGAAUUUUAAGAUCAGAUUUACAAUUUUGUUUUUUAAAAAUGUGCAUUAAGUGUUGAGGCAUUUCUCUAGUGACUUAUUAUCAUUUAAAAAUACAAAAAUAAAAAGAACCAAAGGC
Chironomus riparius is the source of this 662-nucleotide messenger RNA. NCBI's taxonomy places the organism in Eukaryota, Metazoa, Arthropoda, Insecta, Diptera, Chironomidae. The record is from the annotation of a GenBank genome assembly.